GACAGCGACAGCCACAGGGCCGGCGGCCGGGCCCGUCCGCGGGGGGACCGAGCCGUCCCCAUCCCGCCCCCGCCCGCCCCAUCCAUCCGCCCUGGCCAUGAAGACACUGAGCGGACGCUGCGUCGCUUUCCUUUGCUGCCUCUUUCUUCUGGCCCCCUGCUGCGGGGCAGGAAACUUUUUGUCUAAACAGCAUGCUUCUGAGAUCCUGGUUAGGAAACGGAGAGCUAAUAGCUUGAUUGAAGAACGCAAACAGGGAAAUCUCGAAAGAGAAUGCAUUGAAGAACUGUGCAAUAAAGAGGAAGCCAGAGAGGUCUUUGAAAAUGACCCUGAAACAAACUAUUUUUACCCUAAAUACCUAGCUUGCCUUGGCACAUUUCAACCUGGAAGAUUUGUGCCUGCCCGUCGAUCCACCUAUGCUUUCACUGACCUGAGGUCCUGUGUCACUGCAAUUCCAGACCAGUGCUUCCCUCUGCCCUGCCAUGAAGACGGCUAUCUAUUUUGCAAAGAUGGGCAAGGCCGAUACACCUGUGUUUGUAGGCCAGGAUGGCAUGGAGAAAGGUGUGAAAACGAUAUAGAUGAAUGUGAAGACCCUAUGAAUACAAAUGGAGGUUGCAGCCAAAACUGUAUUAACUAUCCUGGAAGUUUUCACUGUUCCUGUAAGACGGGAUAUCAAAUGCUUCUUAAUAAAAAGGACUGCAGAGACGUGAAUGAAUGCUUAUCACAGCCAAGUGUCUGUGGGAAGGCUGAAUGCAGAAACACCGAGGGAAGUUUUGAAUGUGUAUGUGCUGAAGGCUUCAAUUAUAAUCCCAGGACAAAGGAGUGUGAAGAUGUGGAUGAAUGUGCAGAAAACAUGUGUGCUCAACUUUGUGUCAAUUUUCCUGGAGGUUACUCCUGCUAUUGUGAUGGGAAGAAAGGCUUCAUGCUUGCCCUAGACCAGAAGAACUGUGAGCCAGUUCCAAUGUGUCUGCCUCUGAAUCUUGACAAGAAUUAUGAAUUACUAUACCUGGCAGAGCAGUCUGUGGGGAUCCCCAGUCUGUAUUUACGAUUUCGCUUGCCAGAUAUUACCAGGUUUUCAGCAGAAUUUGAUUUCCGGACAUAUGAUUCAGAAGGUGUGAUCCUGUAUGCUGAGUCCCUUGAUAGCACAGCAUGGUUCCUACUUGCCCUUCGAAAUGGGAGACUUGAAAUCCAGUUCAAAAAUGAACAUGCUCAACAAGUCACAAGUGGUGGCAAAAUCAUUAAUGAUGGCUUAUGGAAUAUGGUGUCUGUUGAAGAGUUGGAAGGCAUCAUUAGUGUAAAAAUAGCCAAAGAAGCAGUGAUGAAUAUCAACAGGUCUGGAAGCCUUUUCAAAUCCACCAGUGGUUUUCUGGAAACAAAAGUGCAUUUUGCAGGGCUACCUCGCAAGAUGGAAAACAAUCUCAUUAAAUCGAUUAACCCUCGCCUAGAUGGAUGCAUUAGAGGAUGGAACUUGAUGAAUCAAGGAACUUCAGGAGUAAAGGAAAUCAUUCAGGAAAAGCAAAAAAGACACUGUCUUGUCACUAUGGAAAAAGGCUCCUAUUAUCCGGCUACUGGAGUUGCCCAGUUUGAUUUAGAUUAUGGUCAUAGGGUCAGCAGUCAAGAAUGGCAGUUAAACCUGACCCUGACUAUCCGCCCAUCCACAAGCACUGGUGUAAUGUUUGCCUUGGUUUCUGGUGAGAGAGUGCCUCUUGCUUUGUCUUUGGUAGACUCCAACUCCUCUCAUUCUCAGGAUAUUGUGCUAAAUAUUGAAAAUGUCACUGUUUCCCGGAUAAAGUCCAUACAAUUGUGUACCCCACAAAAAUCUCAAGUGGACCUCAGAGUAAAUGCACACUUGUUUGAAUUGAAGAGCAGUUUUCCAACACAGACUAUUUACUCUGAAAAAUUACAAGAGCAACUUGGUGUCUUGAACAAAGCAAUGCAGGGACCAAUUUCAACUUAUUUAGGUGGUAUUCCAGAUGUUCCAGUCACUGCCACCCCAGUGAGUGCCUUUUACAAUGGCUGCAUGGAGGUGAAGGUUAAUGGGAGAGAGUUGGAUCUGGAUGAAGCCAUCUUCAAACAGAAUGAUAUUAGGUCACAUUCAUGUCCAACAGUUCUGGAAGAAAACUAGACUUUCUAAUGCUAUUUUCCUCUCUUCAGAUAUAAUUUUGUGUUUCUGUGUUCAAUUAUUCUCAUGCUGUUAUGAAAACUAACUGAAAUAUUUUACUUGAAUUGUACCAGGAAAGACUCAUGACUGACUAUUUUUAUUUUUAUCUUCUUAAAUUAGGAAACUGAACCUAUUUUCAGAAAGAAAGGACCACUUAUUGGAAUUUUUUUUUAAAUUAGCUUCAUUUGACAUUAACCAUUUAAAGCAUAAGGCAUGAACAUGUUUUAAAAAUUUAAUUUCAAUGUAUGUGAUUCGUUUCAGUUUCAUAACACUUGAAAAAGGAAACAACACUUUUAAAGCAAUGCCACUUUUGGCUCUUAUUAUUUCACCUAAGCAGGUGAUUGUGGAAAAAAGAGGAGGAAUUUCUAUUUUAUUUGCCAUCCUUUUUCUUCCUGAAACAGAAACCUCAGGAAAGAGGACAAUCGUAUUGCAGAAAGAUUGAUUCAAUUGAUUUACAUCAGGGAUAGACAGUAAGGAAUUCUGCCUAUUUUUCAUAUACAUCCAGAAAUAUAAAGGGAACAUAAAACAAACAAGAAAUGAGUUUGUAUCCCAGAUGGGAACAUUAUUUUACUGUUCAUCAUGAGGCUGAAACCAAAUGCAAUAAUGCCCUACAGGAUGUACAAAAUACAAAAAUUUCCAGAACAAUGAGUUCUUUUCCCAUUUUUCUUUUGAAGUCUAUUCAAAAGAAAUGCCAACAGAAAGAUACACAAUAUUCAAGAGUAUAAAGUUUAGGUUAGGGGUCCUAUAUAGAAAUACAGUAUAGCAGUCUGGUUUAAAGCACUUAUUGAGAAUAGUUUAUGAAAUAAUGCAAAAGUGGCAUCAAAUAAAGAAAUCACACAGAAUGAUGACUUAUUUAAGUGCCAAACACUUCCCUGCCUAACUUGAUUCUUUCAGAGAAUAAAACUGAAUACUUCCUAAGUAGAUAUACAACUUCCUCAAUUACUUUGCAUAGGGUUUAUGCAUCUUAAAUCUCUGAAAAUCUUUUUACAGGUUUCUUGCAAUUUUGCAAAUACUUUUGGAAAACUAUACCUGAAAUUUAGAACCUAAACUGUCAUAUAUUAUUUCUGUAAAUAAGUACAAGAUUUUAAGGUAUUAAGAGCCAAUAAGAAACUUUCAUUAAGUAUGAGAAUUGUGAUAGAAAAGAGGAAAUGCUAAGAAAAACCUAUUAAACUGUUAAUUACAACUAUGUAAAAUUGUCAAAAGCUUUUAUAGAAAUGUUUUACCUUAUGUAACAAGCCAAUAAAAUGAGUUGCAAUUCACAA
Messenger RNA from Ornithorhynchus anatinus (platypus), 3420 nucleotides. RefSeq names its product protein S (gene PROS1). Gene Ontology annotation, molecular function: calcium ion binding. Gene Ontology annotation, cellular component: extracellular region. The record is from RefSeq and is a predicted model, not a curated record. Lineage: Eukaryota; Metazoa; Chordata; Mammalia; Monotremata; Ornithorhynchidae. The transcript is spliced from 15 exons. The coding region runs from base 98 to 2122 and encodes 674 amino acids.